UGAACUCCGUCCUCUGUGUGUGCAGUGAAAUGGCAGAAGGUGGAGUUCAUCUGGAUCAGGAGAGAUUCAGCUGUUCAAUCUGUCUGGAUCUACUGAAGGAUCCAGUGACAAUAAACUGUGGACACAGUUACUGUAUGGACUGUAUUAAGGGUCACUGGGAUCAGGAGGAUCAUGUUGGUGUCUACAGCUGUCCUCAGUGCAGACAGACCUUCAGCUCAAGACCUGUUCUGGGCAGAAACACCAUACUGGCUGAGGUGGUGGAGGAACUGAAGAAGACAGAACUCCAAGCUGCUCCUCCUGAACACUGUUUUGCUGGACCUGGAGAUGUAGUGUGUGAUGUGUGUACUGGGAGAAAGAACAAAGCCGUCAAGUCCUGUCUGGUGUGUCUCGCCUCUUAUUGUGAAACUCACCUCCAGCCUCACAAUGAAUCUCCAGCUUUUAAAAAACACAGACUGACUGAUGCCACAAAAAACCUUCAGGAAAAGGUCUGUUCCCAACAUGACAAACUGCUGGAGGUCUACUGUCGUACUGAUCAUCUGUGUAUCUGCUAUCUGUGUGUGAUGGACGAACACAGAGGACAUGAUACAGUCUCAGCUUCUGCAGAAAGGACCAACAAACAGAAGCAUCUAAAGGCGACACAGAGUGAAUUCCAGGAAGAGAUCCAGCAGAGAGAGAAGAAGGUGCAGGAGCUGAGACAGGCUGUGGACUCACUCACACGCUCUGCACAGGCAGCAGUGGAGGACACCGAGAGCAUCUUCACCCAGAUGAUCCGCUCCCUUGAGAAAAGGCGCUCUGAGCUCAAAGAUGUGAUCAGAGCUCAGGAGAAGGCUGCGCUGAGUCGGGCUGAAGGUCUCCUGGAGCGACUGGAGCAGGAGAUUGCUGAGUUGAAGAGGAGAGAUGCUGAGAUGGAGCAGCUUUCACACACAGAGGAUCACAUCCAUUUCCUACAGAGUUUCCAGUCUCUCUGUGUCCCUCCUGGACCUGUACACUUACCCACCAUCCCUGUGUACCCACACUGCUCUUUUGGAGAUAUGAAGAAAGCUCUUUCUGAUCUCAAAGUCCGACUAGAGGAAGCCUGUAAGAAUAAAUUCACAGAGAUCUCCCAAACAGUGAAAAAAGUCCUGGUGAUUCCAGAACCCAGGACCAGAGAAGAGUUUCUACGCUAAAGUCCACCUCUGGGACCAGCGGGACAUGACUCUCUUCUCUCAAGAAUGGAGGAAGGGUGAGUCCUACUGGAGCGUAGGUGGCGUCCACUCUACAGGCAUGAGAAUACUUUGUGGAGACCGCGCCUUUGAGAAGGUAAGGCCUUUUUUUGGUCAUGCCGGCCAAUUUUUGGGGCUGGAUGUCACAUGGAGAAGUUUGCACAUACGUGUUCUGUGUGUCUAUGCUCCAGUGGAGGUCAAGUCCCGCAUCGCUCUGUUUGACGAGCUGGUCCCUCACUGUGUGACUGAUAGACAUCUAAUAAUAGGAGGAGACUUCAACAUUUUUCUCGAGUGCAAGGACAAUGCUAGUAUUAAAAAUUUUAAAAAUUUGAUUAGCAGUUUUAACCUCACUGAUGGUUUUAGAAAAUGCAACCCUACCGAUCCAGGCAUUACCUGGUGCAACAGCCGCAGUUCCUGUAGUCAUUUAGAUUACAUUUUAGCAUCGCCCUCCGUUACUUUUAAGGUUUUCUUGACUGCCCAGUGGCCUACAGACCAUAAAAUGGUCGAAGCCCCGACCCAUGGCUGUGGCUACUGAAAGAUGAAUAUUGGAGUCGUCUAAGAAAAGGAGUAUAGAGACCUUUUUUAUGAGAAUUUUCUGGUAUGGCAGGAUUCUAUUGAUUUUUACCCCUCGGUGGCUGAUUGGUGGGAGGGGUAAAGGCGAAGGCCAAGACUCUCACCAUCAACUAUUGUAUCCGACGUGCCACUUUGCGACGUCGAGAUAUCAGCUCGCUCGAGGAGGAACUCCAGAGGAUUUAUUCUUGCCACAAUAACGGAGGGACCUUUGAUUAUGAUAGGGCCGUGAAGAUAAAGGCUACUUUGAGGCGGCUACAUGAGCGGCAGGCCAAAGCCUUUCUGUUUUGUGCCAGAGUUACGUAGGUAAAGGAGAACGACAAGUGUACCUCCUACUUUUUUAAUAAGGUGAAGGACUUAAAAUGUAAGGGAGAGUUCACUUCUCUGCGGAACUAGCAGGAUGAGUCCUUCACCGACACCACCCAGACGUUGGAGGUUGCAUCUUGUUUUUAUAGAAAUUUUUUUAAAGUCAGGGAAAUGGACCCGGUAACCGAAAGGAGUUUUUUAGAUAAUUUGACGUCACAGGUUCCCAAGGAUGCCCUUGGCGACUUAGAGAGCCCCAUCACUUAACUUGAGCUGUUGGAGGCACUUGGUAAAAUGAAUCAGCGCAAGGUUCCUGGCCUCGAGGGUUUACCAGUGGAAUUUUAUUCCACGUUUUGGGGCCAGCUUUUUUGCGCGUUGUUGAGGAGAUGCUGGGCAGGGGCAUGCUUACCAAGAGCAUGAGGACAGGGGUGCUCUCUUUGUUAUACAAGAAAGGCGAUAAAGCCGAUCUUGCCAACUGGAGACCCCUUACGAUGCUUUGCGUCGACACAAAUAUCAUUGCAAAAGUCCUGAUCGAGCGCCUGAAGAAGGUAAUGGCCGACCUGGUCCAUCGUGACCAGAUAUGUGCACUAUCUGGACGUUCUGUGUUCUGGAAUUUGCACCUGGUCCGGGACUCGAUUGCCUAGGCAGAAGACCGAAAGGUACCCCUCGCACUGGUUGGACCAGGAAAAGGCGUUUGACCGAGUGGAUCACCACUUCCUAUUUAACACCUUGAGCAGAUUGGGCUUUGGCCCUAAUUUCCUGAGGUGGGUGCGUGUGCUCUAC
Messenger RNA from Scleropages formosus (Asian bonytongue), 2858 nucleotides. RefSeq names its product E3 ubiquitin/ISG15 ligase TRIM25-like. The transcript is spliced from 6 exons. NCBI's taxonomy places the organism in Eukaryota, Metazoa, Chordata, Actinopteri, Osteoglossiformes, Osteoglossidae. The coding region runs from base 30 to 1166 and encodes 378 amino acids. The record is from RefSeq and is a predicted model, not a curated record. Gene Ontology annotation, molecular function: protein binding; zinc ion binding.